GUCAGUGAGCUGACAGGGAAGGUAGCCGGCUCCGCCGACCGUCCCGGCCCACUUUCCCUGAGAGGUCUCACCCCGAAGUUAGGGUCGACUUCCAGACGACAGGCUCCUUCCCUUCUCUCACUCGCCGGCAGCGCCGGGAAAGCGGCUGGGGAGACGCCUCCGGGGCCAGGCUGGACAUGAGCUGCGGCUGCCGGUCCUGGGACUAGGCCCCGCCAUUUUGGAUCCGCUGACAGGUUUGUCAGGAUGGUGGAUAAGAAUAUUUAUAUCAUUCAAGGAGAAAUUAACAUUGUUGUUGGUGCCAUCAAACGAAAUGCCCGAUGGAGCACGCAUAUACCACUGGAUGAAGAACGGGAUCCUCUGCUACAUAGUUUCAGUCAUCUAAAGGAGGUCUUAAACAGUGUAACAGAACUCUCAGAGAUUGAGCCAAAUGUAUUCCUUCGUCCAUUUUUGGAAGUUAUCCGCUCUGAAGACACUACUGGUCCUAUCACCGGCCUGGCACUCACCUCUGUCAACAAGUUCCUGUCCUACGCACUCAUAGAUCCAACUCAUGAGGGCACAGCAGAGGGCAUGGAGAACAUGGCAGAUGCUGUCACUCAUGCUCGUUUUGUGGGCACAGAUCCUGCCAGUGAUGAAGUUGUGCUGAUGAAAAUCCUUCAGGUUCUCCGAACUCUGUUGCUAACCCCAGUUGGUACCCACUUAACAAAUGAAUCUGUAUGUGAGAUUAUGCAGUCUUGCUUCCGGAUUUGCUUUGAAAUGAGGCUCAGUGAGUUAUUGAGAAAAUCCGCAGAGCACACUCUCGUAGACAUGGUGCAGCUGCUCUUCACAAGGUUACCUCAGUUUAAAGAAGAGCCCAAGAGCUAUGUGGGAACAAACAUGAAGAAGCUGAAAAUGAGAGCAGGAGGCAUGAGUGACUCAUCGAAGUGGAAGAAACAGAAAAGAUCUCCUCGACCUCCUCGUCAUACCACCAAAGUCAUACCAGGUUCAGAGCUGCCAACCCCAAAUGGAGCCACCUUAUCCUCUAACCUUACUGGUGGUGUGCCUUUCAUUGAUGUGCCCACAUCCAUCUCCUCUGCAAGUUCGGAAGCUGCUUCAGCAGUUGUCAGUCCCUGUACAGAUAGUGGCCUGGAAUUAUCCUCCCAGACCACUUCCAAGGAGGACCUCACUGACCUGGAGCAAGCUGGCUCCCCAAGGGAAAACACAGCCACGGAGCCUGGGAGCAAUGAGAUAGGAAUUUCCGAUCAUCUUGACCCUCAGCAGGAAGGGGCUCCUGUGGAAAAGGCUCAGUCAGCAUCGGUGGAAUCUAUCCCUGAAGUGUUGGAGGAGUGCACAUCCCCUACUGACCACUCUGACUCUGCCUCUGUCCAUGAUAUGGACUAUGUCAAUCCUCGGGGCGUGCGCUUUACCCAGUCUUCCCAGAAGGAAGGUACAGCUUUGGUUCCUUAUGGCCUUCCUUGCAUCCGUGAGCUCUUCCGCUUCCUUAUCUCCCUCACAAAUCCACAUGACCGCCAUAACUCAGAGGUUAUGAUCCAUAUGGGACUACAUUUGCUGACGGUAGCUCUUGAGUCAGCCCCGGUAGCCCAGUGCCAGACCCUCUUGGGACUCAUCAAGGAUGAGAUGUGCCGUCACUUAUUCCAGCUACUCAGCGUGGAGCGACUGAACCUUUAUGCUGCUUCCCUACGAGUAUGUUUCUUACUCUUUGAGAGCAUGCGGGAGCACCUCAAGUUCCAACUAGAGAUGUACAUCAAAAAGCUCAUGGAGAUCAUCACUGUUGAAAACCCCAAGAUGCCUUAUGAGAUGAAGGAGAUGGCGCUGGAGGCUGUGGUGCAGCUCUGGCGCAUCCCCAGCUUCGUCACUGAGCUCUACAUCAACUACGACUGUGACUACUACUGCUCCAACCUCUUUGAAGACCUCACCAAGCUGCUGUCCAAGAAUGCCUUUCCUGUGUCUGGUCAGCUUUAUACAACACACCUACUGUCCCUUGAUGCCCUCUUAACAGUUAUUGAUAGCACUGAGGCUCACUGUCAGGCCAAAGUCCUCAACACCCUCACCCAGCAAGAGAAGAAAGAAGCAGCCAGACCAGGCUAUGAGGCAGUGGAUAGCACCCGAGAAACUACCAGUACUGAGAGAGCAGCCAGUGAUGGGAAAGCCACAGGCAUGGCCCCAGAUGCCAUAGGCCUUCAUUUUCCAAGUGGAGGAUGGUUGUCAGCAGAACAUGGAAAGCCAGGAUGCAAUGAUCUGGAGGAAGCUGGUGACGCUGGGGUUGACAAAAAGUUCACCAGAAAGCCGCCUCGAUUUUCCUGUCUUCUGCCAGAUCCACGGGAACUAAUUGAAAUUAAAAACAAAAAAAAGCUGCUGAUCACUGGCACAGAGCAGUUCAACCAAAAACCAAAGAAAGGGAUCCAGUUUCUGCAGGAGAAAGGCCUCCUCACCAUCCCAAUGGAUAACACAGAGGUAGCUCAGUGGCUCCGAGAAAACCCUCGGUUAGACAAGAAAAUGAUUGGAGAGUUUGUGAGUGACCGCAAAAACAUGGACCUGUUGGAGAGUUUUGUGAGCACCUUCAGCUUUCAGGGUUUGCGGCUUGAUGAAGCUCUCCGACUCUACCUGGAAGCCUUCCGUUUGCCCGGGGAAGCACCAGUUAUUCACAGGUUGCUGGAGGCAUUCACCGAGCACUGGAGAAGUUGUAAUGGCUCCCCAUUUGCCAAUAGUGAUGCCUGCUUUGCCCUGGCCUAUGCUGUCAUAAUGCUUAACACUGACCAGCAUAACCACAAUGUUCGAAAACAGAACGCACCGAUGACCCUGGAGGAGUUUCGAAAAAACCUAAAAGGUGUGAAUGGAGGCAAGGACUUUGAGCAAGACAUCCUGGAGGACAUGUACCAUGCCAUCAAGAAUGAGGAAAUUGUGAUGCCGGAGGAGCAGACAGGCCUGGUUCGUGAGAACUAUGUGUGGAGUGUGCUGCUUCAUCGAGGUGCUACCCCUGAGGGCAUAUUCCUUCGUGUACCUCCUGGCAGCUAUGAUCUUGACCUCUUCACUAUGACCUGGGGCCCCACUAUUGCUGCUCUCUCUUAUGUCUUUGAUAAAAGCCUUGAGGAGACCAUCAUCCAGAAAGCCAUCUCAGGCUUCAGGAAAUGUGCCAUGAUCUCCGCCCACUAUGGCCUCAGCGAUGUGUUUGACAAUCUCAUCAUCUCUCUGUGCAAAUUCACAGCACUAAGUAGUGAGUCUAUUGAGAACCUGCCCAGUGUAUUUGGGAGCAACCCUAAAGCCCAUAUUGCAGCCAAGACAGUAUUCCAUUUGGCCCAUCGUCAUGGUGACAUCCUUCGGGAGGGCUGGAAGAAUAUCAUGGAGGCUAUGCUGCAGCUCUUCCGAGCCCAACUUUUACCCAAGGCUAUGGUGGAGGUAGAAGAUUUUGUGGAUCCCAAUGGCAAGAUCUCUCUACAGCGGGAGGAAACACCGUCAAACCGAGGGGAGUCAACAGUACUUAGCUUCGUGAGCUGGCUGACACUGAGUGGUCCUGAGCAGUCUAGCGUUCGGGGCCCAUCUACAGAGAACCAAGAGGCCAAGAGAAUGGCCUUGGACUGUAUUAAGCAAUGUGACCCAGAAAAAAUGAUCACAGAAAGCAAGUUCCUCCAGCUGGAAUCACUGCAGGAACUCAUGAAGGCUCUGGUCUCGGUGACACCAGAUGAAGAGACAUAUGAUGAAGAAGAUGCUGCUUUCUGUCUGGAGAUGCUGCUAAGGAUCGUGUUAGAGAACAGGGACCGUGUGGGCUGUGUAUGGCAGACCAUUCGAGAUCAUCUGUAUCAUCUGUGUGUUCAGGCACAAGAUUUCUGCUUCCUUGUGGAGCGAGCAGUGGUAGGGCUGUUACGCCUAGCCAUUCGGCUGCUCCGGAGAGAAGAGAUUAGUGGCCAGGUAAGCAAGUGCAUGUAAGAGGGUGGGCAAGUAUGCAAGGGACUAAGGCCACA
Molecule: messenger RNA, 3956 nt
Organism: Psammomys obesus (fat sand rat)
Lineage: Eukaryota; Metazoa; Chordata; Mammalia; Rodentia; Muridae
Gene: Gbf1
Product: golgi brefeldin A resistant guanine nucleotide exchange factor 1
Exons: 29
Coding region: 244-3921 (1225 amino acids)
Biological process (GO): regulation of ARF protein signal transduction
Molecular function (GO): guanyl-nucleotide exchange factor activity
Source: RefSeq, a predicted model, not a curated record